UUUAUGUAUUUUAGGUAUUUUAGGUAUUUUUAGUUUUAGAGAUGAGAUAGAGGGUUUUGGAGAGAGGAUAAGCUUAUGGAAUCUAAUUUUGAUGUCUUUUGAGUAUAAUUAAGUGAAAAUUCGAGAGGAAUGGAUUAAUUGAGAGUAUAGAUGGAAGAGGCUCACCCUUCAUGGGAUGAAUAUGAAAAAGUAGAGAAUCUUGGAAGAGGAAGUUUUGGAACAGUAUACAAAGUUAGAAAUAAAAACACAAACAAAUACUAUGUGAUUAAAGAAGUAGAUACAACAGCUAUGACAACACAGCAGUCAUUCGAUGCUUUUGAGGAGAUAUCAGUACAAGCUACUAUAGAUUCUCCCUAUGUGGUGACAUACCAUGACUCCUUCAUUGAGGGGAACUCUAUAAACAUAGUUAUGGAGUACUGCAAGCAUGGAGAUCUCUGUAAUUACCUUAUAAAGCUCAAGGAGUAUGUCAGCGAGAAUGUUGCCUGGAAAUUCUUCAUUCAAAUUUGUCUGGGGAUUUACUCCCUGCAUUCAAAAUAAUGUACUUCACCGUGAUUUAAAAACUUUGAAUAUUUUCCUCACAAUGGACAACUCAGUCAGAAUCGGAGACCUUGGAGUGGCCACUGUUUUGAACCCCAACGGAGGUUUCUUAGUCAAGAAGGUUGGAACUCCCUAUUACCUGUCUCCUGAAGUGUGAGAAGACAAACCUUAUAACCAUAAAUGCGAUAUUUGGUCGCUUGGUUGAAUUCUUUACGAAAUCUGUGCUCUAAAGCACCCAUUUGAAGCAAAAACCCAAGCUGAACUUAUGGUAAAAAUUAUUAAAGGAAAAUACAAAAGGAUUCCCAAGAAGUUCUCUAGACAUCUAUCGGAUAUGGUUCAUUGGCUUCUAACAAAGAAUUGUAAUAGAAGACCAUCUAUUAAAGAAAUUAUUUUACAUCCAUUUUUCCAGAAGAAGGCGGUUCAGCUAAGAAUUGCAUUACCUCUUAGACCCAAGGAAGUACUUGUACCUGGACGUGGUCUCAAAGUCACAGGAGGCGCUUUUGAUAAUGAAGACUUUAAAAUGACAUCUGACUCUAAAUUAGAUAAUUCUAAAAGGACUAUUAGAGGAAGUGAUCUUACAAAGAAGUACAAUAACGUAAAGAGCAAGGUGAACAAUCUUCCACCUAAAACUAGAUCUGAAAUUCAAGAUAUCAAGUCUACCCAUGCGUCAAGCCCAGAAGGUCCAUUCAAGCUUUCUGAUGAGAAGAAAGAAAUCAAACUCUCAAAAGUAAAAUCCCGGAAAUAAUCUAAACGAGUCUAAAGAGGAAGAGCCCAAAAUAGUUUCAAGCAAGACCAAACCGGCGAGGGCCAUCCGAUCUACAAUCAACGAUGUUUUUGUCUCCGGAAUCGUUCAGAAGGAAAAACAAGAAAUGAGAAAGAUUGCACUCCAGAAAAGAAAGCAAUAUGGCAAGAUGAUACAGAAACAAGUCCUUAGGAUGUAUAAAAAGAAGAAUCAAGAUGAUGACUCUGGCCAGAAGCAAAGGUUUUCACAAUGUAGUAAAAGUAGCCAGAAAACUCCUGAAGACGUCCUUAAGAAAAAGAGAGAAGUUAAUGAUAGCAAAGAAUUCGUCAAACCAGCGAGAAAUAACAAAAGAUCUGUCUCUGUAUACAACCAUCCAGUCAGAUUCGAAAAAUAUGGAGGAAAUCUUAAAAGUAGCAAGGAUUUUGAAGGCAAGUCAAGACCGAAUGUAGAGAUUAUUACCCCUAAAAGCAACACAAGAUUUCGAGAUCGAAGUAGUAGGUCAAACAUCAGAUCAGGGCUCAAUGCAAGAAAAUCCAAAAAUAUUUCUAAAACCAAAGAAGAGCUCAAAUCAGACAGAAAACAAACAAGUCAAAAGAAGCGAAGAAAUGAUAUUUAUAGUAGAAAUAAGCUUCCUGAAAGAAGAAAUACGACUGCUGCAAAUCUCAACAUAAAGCAAGGUCAGAUGCUUCUCAAAGGGAAGGUUAAAUCAGGCAAACAAGGGACAAGGCUUGACAAAAACCGGCCAAGAUCUACCAACUUUGGACCCAAGAGACUUAAGCCAUCUAAAAUGAAAGAGAAUAAGAAGAAUUCAACACCAAGCGAGGUUGAACAAAGACAUGACCCAUACUCUACAGUGACGGCUACGGAAUCGAAGAACUUCUUCGAUGAAGUAAUCGAUGAUGCAGGUGACCUGGACAUGAUGCUUCAUGAACUGCCUAACAUUGAAGAAGAAGGGGACCAUUUAGAUGACCCGGAGGAAGAUGAAGAAUUCGAAAUCAGAAAAGAACUCCAAGCAAUGAAAGCAAAGGAAUUAAGAAUCGACCUUAAAACAGAGUCUAAGAUAAUCAACCAGAGCGAUGAUGAAGAGGGCUUAUGAGAAGUAGGGGACGAAACUCCUAAUGGGUUUCAUAACUCUAUCCCAAAAGCUUCGAUGAAAACUCGGACUAUUGGAGAUAUCACAACCAAAAAUAACCCAAAGAGAAUGCUUUCACCAAUUCGAGAGAAUGACUGUCUGAAUGAUUCUCAUGAAUAUGUUUACAAAAACAAUAUCAAAAUUAACUCUGAUGAUAAAUUCCUAGCCAAGUCAUACCAGAAUGAGAAAGACUGGCAAAAGUUGCAGGAGUUAGAAAAGAAUCAGCAAAACGAAGAAAGUUCAUGAGUGGUGAAACUGAAAUCCCGAAACCAAACAAAGAUUACAUCCAAGACAUUUAAAAUGAAAUCUCACAUUCUUCUGCCCUCCAAGCUCUUGUCUAGGAAGGAGGAACAAAAGAAGGAGAAUAUCCGUCUUUCUGAAGGGGUCAACACUCGAGAGACUCAGAAACCAGAGAAAGGAGACUUUACGCCUCCCUUCGAGAUCUCUAAGGAGAGAUCUGACAAUUCGUUGGAGUUCUCCAAAGCUAUUGAAGAUUUCAACAAGGAUCUCAUCGAGAAUGAGCAAGAAAAUGAGAACAAUGGAUUUGACCAAAACAUUCGCUUUCUUACAGAAAGUGAUCUUUCAGUUGAUAGAAGGGAUAUCAAACAUAGCAUGAACUCCUUGAUAGAGGAGGACGAUCUUCUCCUUGAUACUGAUAUUUAUAGAGCGAGAAAUCGGUCAAAUUAUAGCAUUGGAGAUGAUCUAAGACAUAGUCAUGAAAGAUCUGAAGUGUCAGACACAACUAAAAAUAUUAAUGCAAGCUUUGACGGUGACCAAACCAACAGAAGAGAAGAGAUCGAAGCUUCAAUAGAGUCACUUGAACUUAAAGCUAUUAGCUUAUUAAAUGAUGAGAACAAGCUCAAACUCUGAGAAAAGAAAAUGAAAGAAUUCUUUGAAAAAUGCAUGGAAGAUGAAGGCACAAGUGAUGAAGAGCUAAAAAUGUAUAUCCAAGACAUUAUGAAGCCUAAUGAGAGUCAGACGCCAGCAGUUGGGGAUCUCACAUCAUUCGAGAAAAUUAAUGAACUCAUUAAUAUCUUGAGCAAAAUCCAAUACCAACAGCAUGAGUUGAGCAACUUCUAAUUUUUCAGCAUUUUACAUCACGAAUUAAUCAUAUAAUU
Moneuplotes crassus is the source of this 3529-nucleotide messenger RNA. NCBI's taxonomy places the organism in Eukaryota, Ciliophora, Spirotrichea, Euplotida, Euplotidae. The record is from the annotation of a GenBank genome assembly.